AUUUCCCCGGGAAAGCUCGGUUUCGGCAAGAGUGUUUUGAGUUCGCUCAAGUGUAUUUGAUAAGCGAUGGAAAAAAUCACUGAGAAACUUUUACUGGAGAAAGCCUCUCCAAAAGCCAACAAACUGGAGCAAAUCAUGACUUUGAACCUGUCUAAGAUGAGGUUGAAGCUUCAGGAUCUACCUGUCAAGCUGCUGUCCCGUCUCCAGUCUCUGGAGAAGUUGGAUCUUUCUGGAAACAUGCUGCAGGAGUUUCCCAAGAACCUGGAGCUUCCUGCUCUUCGUUUCCUGGACCUGAGCGACAACCAGAUCGAGGACGUUACCACUCUGGACUCGCUAAGCAACGUAGAAGAGCUGAGGAUGGAUGGCAACCUCUACAUCACUGUGAGUGACACUUACAAGCUGAUGGUGUUGCUGCCCAAUCUGAGGAUUUACAACGGUAAAGAUGUCAGUACUUAUGCCAACCACUUGCGUUAUGUCUACAGUGAUAAUCUGAGGACCAGGAUUGCUGCUCUUUGGGAGAAUAGCUUCUGCCUCCCUGAUCCCAUCACAGCAGAGAAAAUAGAUGCCUUGGAGAGCAAGUUUGUCAGCACUGCUUCUUAUCAAGUUAAAUUUGGGCCCAAUUCAGUCAGUGACUUCACCAGGUGGAGGGUGGGGAUAUUAGCUAAGGAGUAUCUUCUCUCACUGACAGAACCGAAGAAAGAAGUUGAUAGCGUGGAGACUACAGGCACUCACAAAACAAGUCAGCCUCCCAUUACCCCGAGCAGGGGAGAGAGGAGAUCAGAGAGACCCAAGAGAAGCUUUCAAGAGCAGCAAACCAGCGAGGAUGAUGCUCAGAAGAAACGGAAGGAAAGUUUGGGCAAAAAGGAUUCACGGAGAGAUGCUGACAUGCUGCAAACAGUAGAAAUUCGCAGCGACACACAGCCGGUGCAUCUCAAGCCGCUCCAUGUUCUUCAGUGCCACAGCAAACAGGACAGCUUAGAGGACUUCUCCACCCAGCUGUGGGCCUGUGCUUUCCAGCCACUGCCUGAUUCUGCUGGCAACGCUGGAGGAAGUCGUUUGGUCGCUACUUGUGGAGGAGACUCUAUCUGUUUGAUUGACUGUGAAAUGGGGAUGGUGAUGAAGAAGUACAAAGUUCCCGGGGAGGAGUUCUUCUCCCUGGCCUGGACUACAGUGCUGAUGUCCAGAGGAGGCAAUGCUUCAGCGCAGCACUGCAGCAUUCUUGCAGCCGGUGGGAAGAGAGGGAUAGUCAAACUGAUUCAUCCCAGAAACAACGUGGCCUACGGAGAGUUCAGAGCCAGCCGAAAGGCGCUGUCUGUCCUCCGAUUUAACCACCAGCAGGGAAACUUCCUCUUCACGGGAUCGUACGACAACAAGAUCUUGAUGUGGGAUAUCGGCGGGGUGGACAGCCAGUACAACUUCAAAGUUGUUCAGCUGCUGGUAUUGGAAAUCGGUACCACCCCUCUGCACAUCUGCUUGCCCCCCACUGCUCCCAGUGCACACCUACUGACUGCCUGUGAGGACGGCUUGCACUGCUACAACACACAGCUCGGUGCCAACAACACCAGUAAGAGGUCAAAAGAAAUGGAGAUAACUUUCCCCAUAUACAAGAAGGAAGACAAAGACCAUGACUACCACACGGUGGACGGCCUGAGUUUUCUUAAUGAUGACAUAGUGGCAUCCAAGAACUACCUGUAUGGUUGCAUCUACCUGUGGAGCUGGAGCAGGACCAAGGUUCAGCGGCCUGACAAGAAGAGCAAAGCAGUGCGUGCUGUGGUUCUGGCUGAGCUGCAGUGGACCAACACUCAGAUUCCCUACCUGGCUCUCAACACCUGUCCUGGUCAAGCCUACAUGGUGUGCGGUGAUGACAAAGGCAAGAUAUGGACAUACCACAUCCCCAACCUCCAGAAAAACAGCUUCCACACUGGGAAACCCAUACUGCCCACUGAGGUGUUGGAGUGGCCGACCCCAGUUAAGAACGGCCACGGCAAGGUAGAAGGCCCCUCCAUCAACAGCGUAGCCAUGGACCCUGAGCUAUGCUAUCUAGUUGCCCUUAGUGACAAGAAUAUGGUGAUAGUGUGGAAGAGAGAGGAGUCGCCCUGAGCAACCAUAGACUGCACAGCCAUAAAGAAUCUGAGUGGUGCCCCAUUACUGAAAAUGUGCACAUUCAUAAUUUGCGAGUGUCGAUGCUACAUCAGCAUCUAAAAGCAUCACAGACUGAAGAACAAAAGAACUUUUUACUUUACUUUUUUUUACACAAUAAUGUAUUAUGUGGAGUUUAAACAUAAAACUGUAAUUUUCAGAUGUUUUUAUUUUUACUUAAAGUUGCUGCUGUUAUGAGUUAUAGGCGAUCAUAGCUAGGUGACUUUGACUGUGACAGAAUUAUCCGUUGAUUUGUCCAGAAUGGACAGAAACGGCUCCAUUUAGAUCUACAUGGUUACAAUAAUCAACCGUGGACUUCAAAAUUCAGCUGAUGACUGGAUUUGUUUUCUUGUUUCUACUCCCUGGAACAGUUUCACAGUUUGGAUGUGCAAACUUCAGUGUAAAAGUACAAGCGAGCCCAACGUUAACAAAGCCAUUUAGCUGGUUUAAGUUUAACUUGAAUUAGUUAAAGCUUUGUUAAACUUUUUUUUAGCAGAUCUGUGUGUAAUGUCAGAACGGUCACGAGUUCGUGUCAAAGAAUUAUUCCUAACUUUAAUGAUGUGUUGUGGUAAGGUCUCACCCCUCCAUCACCCUUGUUUCCACCAGUAAGGACCUGGUUUUUGCAGAAAAAGCAGUCCUAGCACACAGCAGAUUGUGACUCCACAUAAUAAGACUGCUCAGUGUCUGCAGGAUGUUUUAAGGGCUACGGUUUAUCCACAUUUUCACUGUAACAAACUUCAUGUUUCACAUUAAAUUGGUUCAUUCAGAUUUAAGCCGGCAGAGUCUGCGGCUCGUUUCUUUUUUUGAAAUAUAUGCUUUGUUGAUAAGUAUAGUUUUUGAAUGUGAAUGAUUGAGGCUUUUAUUUUCCCGUGCUACUUUUUAAUGAUCAGAUAACACUGAAGAGUGAAACUGCUGAAAACAUUUACUUUUCUGAAUACUUCUCAUGUCGGUGUGCUUAUUGUGUUUUUAUGCUUUAAAGCAGAAAGUGAACUGUUUUUCUAUUUAAUUAAAGAAGUUUUUAGCUUGCUUCUAACUGCUUUUGGCUUUUAAGUGUAUUCUGUUGUUGAAUCAAAUGUCUGAAUUCUUAAGAAGUACAGCAAAGAUGUA
Messenger RNA from Pundamilia nyererei, 3246 nucleotides. It is a transcript of the gene lrwd1, whose product is annotated as leucine-rich repeats and WD repeat domain containing 1. The record is from RefSeq and is a predicted model, not a curated record. NCBI's taxonomy places the organism in Eukaryota, Metazoa, Chordata, Actinopteri, Cichliformes, Cichlidae. Bases 67 to 2100 code for a protein of 677 amino acids. The transcript is spliced from 16 exons. Gene Ontology annotation, biological process: establishment of protein localization to chromatin; chromatin organization. Gene Ontology annotation, cellular component: nuclear origin of replication recognition complex. Gene Ontology annotation, molecular function: chromatin binding; protein binding.